Messenger RNA from Triplophysa rosa, 2564 nucleotides. RefSeq names its product gastrula zinc finger protein XlCGF26.1-like. The record is from RefSeq and is a predicted model, not a curated record. The transcript has 5 exons. NCBI's taxonomy places the organism in Eukaryota, Metazoa, Chordata, Actinopteri, Cypriniformes, Nemacheilidae. The coding region runs from base 296 to 1798 and encodes 500 amino acids. Gene Ontology annotation, biological process: regulation of transcription by RNA polymerase II. Gene Ontology annotation, molecular function: DNA-binding transcription factor activity, RNA polymerase II-specific; RNA polymerase II cis-regulatory region sequence-specific DNA binding.
UGUUCAUUCGAGGCGGUGCUUAUCAUAUCGAGCGGCUUUACCCUUUUAGCGGUAAUAUUAUUAAGAUAUUUGAAGGGCAAGUCGUUUUGGAAUUAUUGGCGUUUAAUUGUGUUAAGUUCAACAGUACCAGAAGAUGAAAGAAGAAAGAUGUCACGAGAACAGUUUGAUAUCAAGAUCUUUAAACACAAAGGUCUGUUUCUCCAAGCCACACUUGAAAAGCAAGUUAUGUGUGACGCAGAAUUCAUUAAAGAGGAGAGUGAAGACAUGAGUGUUACAGACACCAGCACAAUGAGAAAUGAAGACGCUGCGGAACAAAGAGCCCGCCAGUAGGUGGCGGAAAUGGACCUGUUGUUUGUUUUCAAACCGCCAUAAAACCCUAAAAGAAGAAGAAGAAGCUGCGCACCAGAAAGAAGGAAGAGAACAGUUUGAUAUCAAGAUCUUUAAACACAAAGGUCUGUUUCUCCAAGCCACACUUGAAAAGCAAGUUAUGUGUGACGCAGAAUUCAUUAAAGAGGAGAGUGAAGACAUGAGUGUUACAGACACCAGCACAAUGAGAAAUGAAGACGCUGCGGAACAAAGAGACCUAAUGGAACUGGAAGAAACAACAGUAUCUGUAUGUCCUCAUUGUGGAAAGAGAUUGGGAAGUGAAGAGCAGCUUGUGAAGCACAUAAGAAUCCACACUGAAGAAAAGCCCUUCACCUGCCCUCAGUGUGGAAAGAGUUUCUCAAGAAAAAGUUAUUUCAAGACCCACAUAAGAAUUCACACUGAAGAAAAGCCAUUCACAUGUGUUCAGUGUGGAAAGAGUUUCACAAACAAAAGUCAUCUAGAGGACCACAUGAGAAUUCACACCGGAGAAAAGCCAUUCACAUGUGUUCAGUGUGGAAAGAGUUUUACACAAAGAAGUGUUCUCAAGACCCACAUGAGAAUUCACACCGGAGAAAAGCCAUUCACAUGUGUUCAGUGUGGAAAGAGUUUUACACAAAGAAGUGUUCUCAAGACCCACAUGAGAAUUCACACUGAAGAAAAGCUACACGCAUGUGUUCAGUGUGGAAAGAGUUUCACAAGAAAAACUGGUCUUGUGUCCCAUAUGAGAAUUCACACUGGAGAAAAGCCACAUGUUUGUUUUCAGUGUGGAAAGAGUUUCAAAAGCAAAUUUAAUCUAGAGGUCCAUGUGACAAUUCACACUGGACAGCGUCCAUACACAUGUGUUCAGUGUGGAAAGAGUUUCACAAGAAAAAGUAAUCUAGAGAAACACAUUAGAAUACACACUGGACAAAAGCUGUAUGCAUGUGUUCAGUGUGGAAAGAGUUUCAAAUACAAAAGUAAGCUAGAGGUCCACAUGAGAACUCACACUGGAGAGCGUCCAUACACAUGUGUUCAGUGUGGAAAGAGUUUCACUCAAAAAAGCAGUCUUAAGACACACGUGAGAAUUCACACUGGAAACGGCCUAUACAACUGUACUCCGUGUGGAAAGAGUUUCACACACAAAAGUCGUCUAGAGGACCACAUGAGAACUCACACUGGAGAAAAGCCGUAUGCAUGUGUUCAGUGUGGAAAGAGUUUCACAUACAAAAGUGUUCUUAAGACCCACAUGAGAAUUCACACUGGAGAAAAGCCAUUCACAUGUGUUCAGUGUGCAAAGAGUUUCAAAUACAAAAGUAAGUUAGAGGUCCACAUGAGAACUCACACUGGAGAGCGUCCAUACACAUGUGUUCAGUGUGGAAAGAGUUUCACUCAAAAAAGCAGUCUUAAGACACACGUGAGAAUUCACACUGGAGAAAAGCCUUUCACCAAGUAGGGGUCUCUGCAUGUCAGAGAAAUGGGCGUGCCGAAGGUUCCUCACUGGUCAAAGGUGCUCCGCCUUGGCAACUGAGUUGACCAAUCAGCGUUAAUCACACAAAUACGUCGUUUCUUUUAAAUAUGAAGAUGGUCGCAAUAAGGCAUGAUGCAAAAUUUGCAAAUUUGUGAAUAUAAGCCGUUAAAGACUAAAUCAAAAUGUAUCAGACGAGCCAGUGUUUUUGCUAAAUUGCUGUAAUAAUACAUUACAGAAGGUAACUAAACAGCUCUUACUCAUCUAGAAGCAGCUGUCGUUAUGUUUUAUGAGUAUUUCAGUCUUACUGCAUGUUUUUGCUUACAUGCACUAAAUCGUACUAAACCGAUAGCUGUCAUACAGUAAAAGGCAUUUCUAUGUUGUUGCUAUUCUAUCAUGACAGGAAAGCAAUUUUUUUUACUUAAAACAGCUUGUGCAGUUGUAGUCUUGUUUUAGAGACAUUUGUACCACCCUUUAAAUAAUUUGUUUUUGAUUGUGACACUUAUCAGCAGUUACUUAAAUAUCAGUUAUUUAUAAAUAGUUCAACUCCGAUAUAGACAGUUUCAUCUGACGUUUUCUGAGACUGAAAAAUCUUUUUUUUGUGAAUGUGUACCAGAUGUUCAGUUGGAGGUCACAAAAGUGCGCAUGCACAGUAACGUUUGUUUAUGAUGUUGAGAUGAAACCAUCUAUAUGCAAUCCCUUGAACCUUCACUUUACAUUUACAAUAAAAUGCAAUAUGAUACUAACCCUAUCC